Molecule: messenger RNA, 1595 nt
Organism: Sphaeroforma arctica JP610
Lineage: Eukaryota; Ichthyosporea; Ichthyophonida
Exons: 1
Coding region: 74-1492 (472 amino acids)
Source: RefSeq, a predicted model, not a curated record
GGCUGGAUCAUCGUAUCGGACGCCUCAUUUUGUGUUCAGAUUGAUUGAUUUUGCUGUGAAGUAUCCCAAUACAAUGAGUCUGAAGACGAUAGCAAAUAAUACGACCACUGCGUUACUCACUCUAUCUGUACUAGUAUUCUGUUGGGUACUAUACAACUAUGGAAUGGAAUAUAGAGCCGACUGCCCACAAAGGGACCUCACUGUAGAUAUACAACCCAAUACGGACACACACGUCAAUACGUUGCGACUUGCCCUUAGCCGAAAAGAAUUAAGGUUAAACAAUAUAUUGAAAGAACUUCGAGAGGCAAAUGAAAAACUGGCAGCUGCAAAACUAGCUAAUGCAAAGUUCGAGGAUCAAAUACAGGCUCAGAGUGAACUGAUUCAAUUUCAAAGUUCUAUUGUGCCUGAUGAAUUGGCGAUGCUGCAUACGAUUCCGCGGUUGCCUUUCCCGGAACCGAGAUCUGAUACUGCAAGAUUGGUAUCUAAAGAACUCAUAAAUAAUUUGAAAGUGGGUAAAUCACCAGCAAACGAGAUACCAUCAUGGAUUUCCAAGUUCUGCCCGGAAGUAAUUGAGCAUUUCAAUGCAUUUCCCUUGUUUGCGAACAUGCCCGAGGCUGAUGAAAUAUCAGUCACUAUUGGUCCCAUGAAGGGUCACGUGGUGCCUAUUCAGUCCUCCGAAUACGCCAUACGUACCACCUGUGAAUUAAAAGUAGGUCGUCAGGUGGCAGCGCAAGUUGGUUCUCCCUACUAUAUUUACGCAGGCACACAGCUUGGGGGUAUUCUGCACGCAGGUCCCAUACCAUGGGAUGACGAUGCUGAUGUUGCCAUUCCCGUAGAAUAUAAGAAGAGAUUCGUCGAUGCGUGCAAUUCUUUCACUAUUCCUGACACAACUUUGGACGAGGCUGUAGUCAAAUGUGUUGAAACAGGGUUUGGGGUGAAACUAAUGGUUGUCGACAGAAAGAGUCAAGUGCAUGCAAAGUACGGCUGGAGUUCGCCUUUCGUUGAUGUGUUCUUAAUGGAUGAAGUAAACGGUACUGUCCGUGAACUACACGCUAAUGCCACGCAUGGACGGGAAAUGGAUGUGGAUCAUGAAACAUUGAGCGUAAGGGAGGACGGCUUAGCAGCAUUCAAGGUGUAUCCAUCACAUGAGUUUUACCCAGUACGACCGUAUUAUUACGGAGGACUCGUUCUGCAGGGUCCAUCAAUCAGCCUCGCAACGAAUCGCUAUAAUCUGAGGGUAUGCAGAAUGGGCGUAUGGAAUCACCACUUUGAGAUAAGUGCAGCGAGUGGCAUCGACGGGCAAUUGCUAGAUUGCGAGUUCAUGGCUCAGUAUUUGCCCUUUGUUCAGCACACAGUAUCCGAGGUGGAUGGAGAUAUAGCAUACAGCAGGCUAAGUAUUAAUGGAACAGAUGGACUAAUUCACUACUAUAACGCUCGCACGAACCAGUUAGGAGUGGUUGGCCGAGAUGGUCAUACUACCCGGAUUGCGUAGGGGUUGCGAGCACUCCAGAACAGGCUCGGCGCCAGUAUUUAUUAUUUUUAUAUAUAGAGCUAUGAUGAAUUGAUGAAAAAUAUAUAAAUAUGAAAUUCACUAU